This is a messenger RNA of Guillardia theta CCMP2712, 3165 nucleotides long. RefSeq lists its product as hypothetical. The transcript has a single exon. The coding region runs from base 1 to 3165 and encodes 1054 amino acids. Lineage: Eukaryota; Cryptophyceae; Pyrenomonadales; Geminigeraceae. The record is from RefSeq and is a predicted model, not a curated record.
AUGCACGACUGGCUGGCUUGGGCAGGGGAGGAGCUGAGGAGGAUGAGGAGGAGGGGAGAGCCUGCAGCUGUGAGGAGGAGGAAGACGAGAGAGGAGAGGAAAAGGAGGAUAGAGCGUAGGCUGCGAGCUCUCUAUGAAGAGCUCAGGAAGAACGUGAGCACGCACGGAGUGCAGAGGGAGGUUGAGGUAGAAUCGAUUGUUGGGGCGGUGGCGAACGAGGGGCUGGUAGACAUGCUCCUGUCCUGUGAGAUGCCGGACGAAGACGCAAGAGCAGAUGAGUGGUCGGGAGCUGAAAGUGAAUCAAGAAUCCUGGAUAUGAACAUCAAGAAAGCGCGGGAUAGAGAGAAUUACCUGAAGGCGAUAGAGGAGCAGAUGCGAGGGAUUUGUGGUAAAGAGGGGAAGGUAACUCCGAAUCACUUCAAGGCUCUGUUGGACACCAUCAUGAAGAGGAUCGACACCAAGAAGGAUGCCGUGGAGCUUCCCUCGCUCGAGUCUCUAGGAAUCUCAAUGCCCCACACAGUUUUCCUCAGCAACGGCAAUCCAACGGGAUGGUAUUACAUGUCAGGAGGGCUUCCGGGGAAGCUCAUGCGGCGGACGAGCGAGAAGACAAACCUGCUCUACAUCCAGCAGGUGUUUGAAGCAGAACAUCUCAAGGAGCAGGAGGCUGAUGGCAAGGAACAAAAGGUGUCGCGCUGGGAAGCUUGCUGCAUUGCCCGGAUACUGAAGGACAACGCCUUGCGCUACAAGUUCCUCUCCCUGAGACAGUUCAAGUCUUUCAUUCAAAGUGAAGAAAUGCUCCACUGCUCCAGCUUUGCUCGCGUCUGUGAUCGAAAGUAUCCGAGGCGGCGGUGGGAUGUUGUCUACUCCAAGGACUGCCAGGUUGGCAAGGUUCCCAUCUUCCUGUGCUGGGACUCUCCUGCUGCCUGCUUGAGAGAUACGGAGGAGGAGGCAGAGGAGGCGAGGGAACAGGAUGCCGAAAAGUUUGAAAUGCAGCCAGUAGAAGUUCGCUCGGAGGACAAAGUCAUGAACUGGAUGAUGGAGCAGCGAGCUCGAGCCCUUGUGCAAGCCCUGGAGCGUCAGGCCGAGGUCAACAUCCUCAAGGCGAAGUUCACCUUCUCCCUGGACUCGUCCAAGGGGAUGCGCUCAAACCUCUUUCUGAUGGACUGUCAGGAUGUCGUAAUGGAGACAGAUGUCGAUCACGGGCACCAACACAUAGAGACGACAAGUCCUGCCCCUCCCCUGUGCACGUCAAGACAGGCUUGCAGAGGCGACUACUGCGAUGGAAGCUAUCCUUAUGAGUUUGCCAAGGAGCCCGACCUGAUUCAGAGGUGUCAGUUAGGCUCUUAUGACAAUCUGCACGAGGCGGAGGGGCAGAAAAAUCUAUCCUCGCACUUCGUCUCCUACCAGAUACUUGCCAUGGACAGAAAAAAAUCAAGUAUGAAUCGAGUGUACGCUAUAUCCAGCAAACAAGCUGCAGACUUGUCUUUCAGGAAUCUCAAUCAGCUCCUGCACGUGAAGGGCAGGGGAAGGGUUCUUGCUGAUGGACUGACCUUCUGGGCUGAAUACCAAGGAGAGAUCUCGACCGACGUAUGUUUGACGCUGACGUCGCCCAGCGGGACGCUCGGGAAAAUUCAUCGAUACUCACCCGAGCAGGGCACGAGGUCUGGUGUCGACGUCACUCAGCCCUCCAUUGCUCCCGUGCUCGCUGACAAGCUCCGGAUCGUUCAGACCUUGACUUGCUUUCAGGGAGAGGAGAUCCACGGGGAUUGGAAUCUGAGCCACCCGAUGCUGGAGGCAGGGCAGCAGUUCAAUCCGCAGGGGGCAGCGCCACAGCUGCUGGGUUGGGGACUGUCGAUCUCGUACAGGCUGCAUGCUGAGUGCGGGUCGAAGAAGGAGCAGCGGUCGAGGCCGCCGAGCGCCAAGGCAACUUCCCUGAUGCAGCCGAUCCAGUCGAGUGAGAAAUUGAUUCGCCCCUUUUCUGCCAACACUUGGAAGAAGGUAGAGCACGAGGCCUCCGAGGCCGUCAGAGGCAGAGUGAGCCUAACGGACAGGCCCAACGUUGGCAGCUUCAGCUCGCUGGGCAGGAUGGCUCUGAUAGACAACGUGCCUGUUUGCCUCCAUUGUUACGCUGUCUAUGCAAAGAUCUGGAAGAACAAUGCAGCCAGGGAGAGGGCAGUGAACCCGUUCAAGCCCAUGGAGAGUCGCUCAUCUAGGACGCAGAGGAUGAAGGACAAGGUAUGGGAGCCAUGGUUGACUUUGUCCCCAGUGGAAGAGAUCGUCGGUAACUUGAAAGACCUGCAUUGGCACCAGCAACCUGUAUAUAAGGAGCAGCAGAAGGAAAACUUGGUCUUGCAGCAGAGUUCAGGAGCAACUGAAGAGACAUUUGAGAGAGAACAUCAGGAGAUGAGAAAGGAACGAGCCAAUGCCCGCAAGUUGCGCCUCAAGAUUCAAGUCGAAAGUGCCUCAAGGAAGGAAGGGGGCAGGAAGGACAGAAAACCACCCUACAGAAGUAAGAUCGCAGGAGCAGGACAGAGCACGAGCAGCGAGCAGCGAGCUCAGCACAAAGAUCUGAUGGAGCAGCUCCUACAAGGGGAUUUGACAUCGGAGCAGGCCUUCUGCCGACUCACUGGGAGGGCGCUGACCAGUGACCUCAGCGGCAAGCAGGAGGACGUGGAGGCAUAUCGAGGUGGGGGAGAGCUGUCAGGAGCUCCUGCCACCUUUUCACUCCUCCGCCAUGAUUCCAAACCCUCGGAGGGUUUUGAGGAGAAACCAAGCGGCAUGAGCGAUGAGUGGGUGUGGAACGAACCAACUGCUGGGGCAGUAGGAGGGGCGGGAGGGGUAGGAGAAAGCAGGAUGAGACACUUGGAGGCGAUACAUGAGGCUCAGGGCAAGGAGAAUGUUCGCACGAGCGAGCUGAUCGCUGCGUAUCAUGCGGAUGGACUACGGGGGAGGAAACUAUGGUCCAUGAAAGCAAGCACUCACAGCAGCCAGUCAGGUGGACUGAUCUCAGUCCUCCCUCGGGCUGGGAGGCAGGGAGAAGCCUCUUCCUCUUCCUCCUCUGCUGCCCCCGCCACUUUCUUCCCAGAGCGGAUAGGGACGGUGGCAGUAGUGGAUGGAGCUUUGAUCGAAAGGAAAGCGUUGCCAAACUCAAGACCCUGGAAGUAG